ACAGCUUCCACAAUGAGACCGAGGCAAAGCUGUUCCUGCAGUUUUAUGACAAAACAGCCCAGGCUGUGUUGAACCAGUUCAUGGAGGCCACGUGGAACUACGUCACCAACAUCACCAGGAAAAAUCUGGAGGAAAUGCUGCACAGGGACAUGGAGUGGUCCCAGUUUAGACUGUACUUCGGCACCCGGGCCCGCCUGUUCAAGGCCACGCAGUUCCAGGAUCCUGACGUGAGGCGCAUGCUGAGCAAGCUGCAGGACAUGGACACGGCAGCCCUGCCCCAGAACGAGCUCCAGGAGUACAACCAGCUUCUGGCCUACAUGGAGACCAUUUACAGCACAGCCCAGGUGUGCCUGAACGAGGGGCCCUGCAUGUCCCUGGAGCCCGACCUCGAGGAAGUCAUGGCCACCUCCAGGGACCAGCAGGAGCUGCUGUGGGCUUGGCAGGGCUGGCGGGACGCAGUGGGCCGCCCGCUCCGCUCCACCUUCCAGCGCUACGUGGAGCUGAGCAACCAGGCCGCGCAGCUCAAUGGUCACAAAGACAUGGGGGCCCUGUGGCGUUCCCGGUACGAGUCGGACACGCUGCAGACCGACCUGGAGGGGCUGUUCCAGGAGCUGCAGCCGCUGUACCUGAACCUGCACGCCUACGUGCGCCGCGCCCUGCACCGCCACUACGGGCCGGAGCUCAUCAACCUGCGGGGGCCCAUCCCGGCUCACCUGCUGGGGAACAUGUGGGCUCAGUCCUGGGUCAACAUCCUAGACCUGGUCUUGCCCUUCCCAAAGAAGACCCCUGAGGACAUCACCAAGAUCAUGAAGAGCCAGUACUGGAGUCCCGAGAAGAUGUUUCUAGAGGCUGAGCAGUUCUUCAUGUCCUUGGGGCUGCUCCCCGCCCCGCUCGAGUUCUGGAGCAAGUCCAUGCUGGAGAUGCCCACCGACGGGCGUGUGGUGGAGUGCCACAGCUCCGCCUGGGACUUCUACACUGGCCAUGACUUCAGGGUCAAGAAGUGCACGGAGGUGACCGUGGAAGACCUGCUGUCCAUCUUCCACCAAAUGGGCCACAUCCAGUACUUCCUGCAGUACAGGAACCUCUCUGUCCUCUUCCGGGCAGAAGCCAGCCCCGCCUUCGGGGAGGCCGUGGGGCUGGCGGCCACCCUCUCGGCCAUCUCGCACAAGCAUCUGCUCAGCAGGGGGCUGCUCAGCAUCCAGCACCAGGACGCAGAGCACGAGGUCAACUUCCUGAUGAGCGUGGCCCUGGAGAAGAUCGCCUCCGUCCCCUUCAGCUACCUGGUAGACCUGUUCCGCUGGAAGGUCUUCGACAACACUAUCCAGAAAGACGUCUACAACCAGGAGUGGUGGAACCUCAGGUUGAAGUACCAGGGCCUCUGCCCCCCGGUCCCUCGCUCGGAGGAGGACUUCGACCCAGCAGCCAAGUUCCACAUGGCUGCCGGCGUGCCCUACAUACGGUACUUCCUCAGCCUGGUGCUCCAGUUCCAGGUCCACGAGGCACUGUGCAAGGCCUCAGGCCACGGGGGCCCGCUGCACCAGUGCGACAUCUACAACUCCAAGGUGGCGGGCAAGCUCCUAGGGGAUACUCUGAAGUUGGGCUCGAGCAAGCCCUGGCCUGAGGUCCUGGAGAAGCUGACUGGGCAGUCCGAGGUGUCUACAAAGGCCUUCCUGACCUACUUCGAGCCCCUGCUGAACUGGCUGGUGACCGAGAAUGUGCAGCACGGGGACAUUCUGGGCUGGCCGGACUUCAGCUGUUACUUUGAAGACACAGGCAGGGCGACGUUCCUGAGUCUGGAGCUGGACCCCGAGCAGGCCAAGCUUGGGCAGUGGCUGCUGCUGGCCCUGGGCUCUGUGCUGUUUCUGGUGGUCCUGGGGCUGGCCUGCAGGCUCUACUUCCUGGAGAGGCAGCCCCUGGCCCCCGACAGCGACACCCUCAGCCCGCAGCCCCGUGCCUACUUCCUGGGCAAGGCCAUGGAGCCCCACCAGGCUGCCCACAGGCAGUGGCUGCUGCUGGGUCUGUGCCUGGCGCUGCUGCUCGGCUGUGUCAGCCUGGCCAUCUGGGCCUCCAGGCGGCACGGCAGGCGGCCACCGUGGAUGGGCGCCGAAUGGUGGAGCGGGGACUAG
Molecule: messenger RNA, 2126 nt
Organism: Carlito syrichta (Philippine tarsier)
Lineage: Eukaryota; Metazoa; Chordata; Mammalia; Primates; Tarsiidae
Product: angiotensin-converting enzyme
Exons: 13
Biological process (GO): proteolysis
Cellular component (GO): plasma membrane
Molecular function (GO): metallopeptidase activity; peptidyl-dipeptidase activity
Source: RefSeq, a predicted model, not a curated record